AUGGAUUUCGUGAAGUUUCUCGGCAGAGGCUCCUACGGUUCCGUCAUUCUCUACAAGUUCCAGAAUCCCGACGGCACGCCCCAGUACACCGCCGUGAAGUUUUCAGACUGCAGACACUACGAGGCGCUGAACAAAGAGGUUCAGAUUCUUUCCAAGCUCAGAGGUGUUCCUAGAAUCGUCCAAUGUUACGGGAACUGCCUGGCUGGAUCUUUCACCAAAGACGGCGUAGUAUACAGAAUGUACUUGGAGUAUGCGGAGCGUGGAAGUCUGAGAUCGUUCAUGAACAGCCACCACAACGGGAGAUUGCCCGAAGGGAUGGCCAGACAGUUCACGCGUAUGAUCCUCGAAGGUCUGGUCUCUAUCCACAGCCUCGGCUACGUCCACUGCGAUCUCAAACCCGGAAACCUCCUCGUCUUCCCGACAUCAUCCUCCUCCUACGAAAUAAAGAUUGCGGAUUUCGGGAUGUCGAGGCGCGAUGGGGAUGAAUCGCAUGGUCCGUUGUUUGUGGGCACACCGCGGUAUAUGUCGCCGGAGUCUGUCUCCGAGGGCAGAAUCGUAAAAGCCCUAGAUCUGUGGUCGUUGGGAUGCAUUGUGUUGAAGAUGUUGACCGGAGAAUCGGCAUGGCCGGAGGAGAAAGGCGUGGAUUAUGUCAUGCAUGCCCUGCUGGCUGGCCGUACACCUAUGGUUCCCGAGUGUCUGCCUUUGGAUGCAAGGAAGUUUCUGGAAACUUGCCUCGCAAGAAAACCAGAAGACAGAGGAAGCGCUUCUUCGUUGUUGGCCCAUCCCUUCUUUUUCUGA
Messenger RNA from Tarenaya hassleriana, 798 nucleotides. RefSeq names its product mitogen-activated protein kinase kinase kinase YODA-like. Gene Ontology annotation, biological process: protein phosphorylation. The record is from RefSeq and is a predicted model, not a curated record. Bases 1 to 798 code for a protein of 265 amino acids. Gene Ontology annotation, molecular function: protein kinase activity; ATP binding. NCBI's taxonomy places the organism in Eukaryota, Viridiplantae, Streptophyta, Magnoliopsida, Brassicales, Cleomaceae. The transcript has a single exon.